UCGCGAGCUUCUUCUCGCUGCGUCGCGCGCCUGCAGUCGCGCUCGCGGUCGCUUUCGUCCCAGCAGUCGCUCAGCCACGCCGGUACCUUCCCCGCGGCACAGCGCGCGCUCGCCGGCGCCCGCGGCGACGGCUCCUCUUCGCAACUCACGAUCAGCGAAGCGGCCUAA
This is a messenger RNA of Dermatophagoides pteronyssinus (European house dust mite), 168 nucleotides long. RefSeq lists its product as uncharacterized. NCBI's taxonomy places the organism in Eukaryota, Metazoa, Arthropoda, Arachnida, Sarcoptiformes, Pyroglyphidae. The record is from RefSeq and is a predicted model, not a curated record.